GCAGAGAUAAGCCCCCCCCCAGCAUCCUCCCUUUAUUCCAGGCUUUUUGUUUGCUUUUGUCCUGACGCGCAAAACAAAAACUCCUCCAGGGACUGCUGUGGCGAAGCGAGUCUGAGCGGUCAUGACAGAGGAGAGGUGUCCCAAAGCGGAGCAGUAUGUUGGUGAAAUUAAAGGUGGCCUGAGACCUGCCAUGAAACUCACAGUCAUAGGAAUGGUACACUCCAACCCCAAGAGCUUUUCAGUGAUGCUGCUCUGUGAUCCAGUGGAUGCAAACAAAGAUGUUGGGCUGUUAUUUACAGUUAACUUUAGUGACAAAUCCAUCACCCGAAAUGCACGAAUUGCUGGAAAAUGGGGAAAAGAAGAGAAGACCAUUCCCUACUUCCCAUUUACAGCAGGCGACACAUUUAAGAUGGAGCUCUUAUGUGAACACCAGCAAAUAAGAGUCUUGCUUGAUGGACGGCAGCUCUGUGAUUUCACUCACCGCAUUCAGCCCCUGAACUUGGUGAAAGCUUUGCAGAUCUCAGGGGACAUCAAGCUUACCAAAGUGGCUUGAAUAAAAGGAGACCAGAGUAUCACCAGGGGACAGAGGCAAAUGUAGCAUUCUCGUGAAUUGAAAGGUUUCAACAGCUGUGGAUCUCACAGUCUUCUCUGGAACAACCCUAGGAAAUGGUAUCUGUAGCUGAAACUGCAUUGCCCUUUCUUGUAUCUAAUUAAAACUACAUCUUUGCUGGCAAA
Falco peregrinus (peregrine falcon) is the source of this 735-nucleotide messenger RNA. RefSeq names its product galectin-related protein A-like. Bases 122 to 553 code for a protein of 143 amino acids. Gene Ontology annotation, molecular function: carbohydrate binding. The transcript is spliced from 5 exons. The record is from RefSeq and is a predicted model, not a curated record. NCBI's taxonomy places the organism in Eukaryota, Metazoa, Chordata, Aves, Falconiformes, Falconidae.